GACGUCAGCGUGGAGAGAAAUAGGGGUAAGAGAAGCGGUACGCGGAGUGACGGGAUGUGAGGAAAGACUGAGAGAGAGAGAGAACGACUCCGGGAUGGCGGCUGAAACCCUGACGCUGUUAAUUAAGCUGCUCGCUGCGGUUUUUUACGGCGUGAGUUCUUUCUUCAUAGUUGUGAUCAACAAAAGCGUGCUGACCAACUACAGGUUUCCUUCAUCGAUAUGUCUCGGCAUUGGGCAGAUGUUGGCCACAGUGUUGGUGCUGUGGUCUGGAAAAGCUCUGCGGGUGAUCACCUUCCCCGGGUGGGAGCUCAACAUCCUAAGCAAGACCUUUCCUCUACCUCUUCUAUAUGUAGGCAAUCAAGUAACCGGACUCUUUGGAACAAAAAGGCUAAAUUUGCCAAUGUUUACAGUGUUGAGGAGGUUCUCCAUUCUCUUCACAAUGCUUGCUGAGGGCUUCUUGUUAAAGAAGACAUUCUCAUGGCCAGUUCAGCUCACUGUAUUCACAAUGAUCUUUGGGGCUUUUGUCGCUGCAAGUGCCGACCUGUCCUUUGACCUUCAGGGCUAUGUAUUCAUCUUAAUGAAUGAUAUCUUAACUGCUGCUAAUGGAGCCUUUGUUAAACAGAAGCUGGACUCUAAGGAGCUGGGAAAGUAUGGUCUACUCUAUUACAACGCUUUAUUUAUGAUCCUGCCUACACUCCUUUUGGCACACGUCACUGGAGAAAUGGAUAAGGCCCUGGAUUACGAGGGCUGGUCAGAUAGACUCUUUGUCGGACAGUUCAUCAUGUCUUGCAUAAUGGGGUUUAUCUUGAUGUACUCCACCGUGCUCUGCACUCAGUACAACUCUGCAUUAACGACGACCAUAGUUGGCUGUCUGAAAAAUAUAUUAGUGACUUAUAUCGGAAUGGUGUUUGGAGGGGAUUAUAUUUUCUCCUGGACUAACUUCAUAGGUCUGAACAUCAGUAUUGCUGGUAGUCUGGUGUACUCGUACAUAACGUUCACGGAGGAACAGAGCAGCAAACAGGGCGAGAGCAUCAACAAGCUGGAGGUGAAGGGGAAAGUGGCUGUAUGAGCAGCGCUUCAGCUCAAGGCUUCGAGGAAACCGUAUCCUGUAGUGUUUGGGCUUCGGGUGACCCAGAAUGUGAAGGGCAAAACACGUCAGGGCCGAUGUAAAAACAUCGCUUAUGAACUGAGCAAGAUAAGACAUGUGUGGUAUGAUGUCAUUGCGAAAUGAAAGAAAACUUUGUAUGUGUUUGAUUAUUUAUCCUCUGGCUUUUUUUUUUUUUUUUUUUUUUUUAAUUAAAAAAAAAACAUAUAUGUUUAUGGGAGAUUGAGACUGUAUUUUGAAAUGAUUUUGGCAUGUUUUUUGGGUACUCUCAACUUGAAUUUCUAUAUUUUCUUAUCAAACUAAACAGUAUAACUUGUCAUUCAUGGCAAUAUUAUGCCAUUUUUGUUUUUGCUUCCAUGAACGUGCCAUAUUCUUGCUAUUUUAUGUUAGUAUUGUAUAUUAGUAGAAGGCUUAUAUUGUUAAGUUUUAUGUUGUUGGUUUUUUUUUUCUUUCUUCAGUAUUAGAAAUGUCUGUGUAGACAUUCCACAUAGGAUCAUGUAGUAACUUGUUUUUUUGUACCCUGCUGUGCUGUUUUCUUGCACUUUAUAGAGGUCACAGGUACUUUUUAUUUCGUAACGAACAAUGAGGAAACGUUUACUGUAGGUUAGUGAAAACUAAACUCAAAUUUUUUCCAUUGUUUUUAGAACUGCAUUUGGGUGAUGAGAGGACAAAGAAAAGAUGUAUGUCCUGCAUACAUCAGUGUUAAUAUCGUUGGUACUUUUUGACCAAGUCAAAAUGUGAAGACAAGUUCAGUCAGUGCUAUCUAGAUGUUAUACAUCUGGAAUCCUCUGUAAUUUGGCUGUAUCCAGUCUGAAUAUUUUUGCCUGCAUGCAAUACACAAAGAGAUUAAAACAUUUAUCAUACAGUUGAAUUAUUAUUAUUUUUUUUUCCUCAGAUGAAUGCUCAGCUUUCAAGCUUAAGGAUGUUCUAGCUAUAGAUGACUUUUGUUUAUCUUGUGUUGCUUUUUGGUUAUGGUUAUUUUAAAAGAUCCUCACCGAGCACUGAAGCAUUAAGACAUGGAAACAGCUUGUAUUUACCAUUUAGUAUUUUUCCAUUGGACAUUGUUUGUAGGAAUUGUUUUCUUUUCUUUUUUUUUUUAAAUUUUAUUUAUUUUUUUAAAACUUUUUUUUUAUUUUUAUUUUGUUCAUAUCAACAAAAGCUCUGUGGUUUUAGAAGUGCAAAACCGAGCUUGCAUGUAUGUUAUUAAAAUACCUCAGUUUUCCAUU
Messenger RNA from Ictalurus punctatus (channel catfish), 2331 nucleotides. It is a transcript of the gene slc35d1a, whose product is annotated as solute carrier family 35 member D1a. Gene Ontology annotation, molecular function: GDP-fucose transmembrane transporter activity; antiporter activity. Gene Ontology annotation, cellular component: Golgi apparatus. The record is from RefSeq and is a predicted model, not a curated record. NCBI's taxonomy places the organism in Eukaryota, Metazoa, Chordata, Actinopteri, Siluriformes, Ictaluridae. The transcript has 12 exons. The coding region runs from base 95 to 1069 and encodes 324 amino acids.